UCCUUGCCCGCACGUAUGCCACGCCGUACAAAUCUCCACGAUUUCGCGAGUGCGUGCAGGCACGACUUGGCCCGAAGAUUGAACGAUAUAUGUUCCUCCUCAAUCAUCACCGGCUGAUCUAACCACCACACUGAUUGAUCCAAUCCGACGUAGUGCACACUAUAAAUCCACUCGCCCCAUGCCAUCUUCUGACAGAACUCAGCCAAGAAGAGAGCACUACUACAAGGGAAAGCGAAGCGAAGGCAAUGGCUUCUGCUGCGUCCAAGUCCGCGGCCGUCUUGGUCCUCCUCGUCUCCCUUGCCGGCGUGGCCACCACCGUGGACGCCAGGUUCCGGGCCAUGCAGUGGACUCCCGCCCACGCCACGUUCUACGGCGACGAGGCUACGGCCGAGACGAUGGGCGGGGCGUGCGGGUACGACAUCACGGCGGGGUACGGCGCGGACACGGCGGCGCUGAGCUCGACGCUGUUCCUGGACGGCUACGGGUGCGGGACGUGCUACCAGAUCCGGUGCGUGAAAGCCACGGCUUGCUACAGGGGCUCGCCGGUGAUCACGGUGACCGCGACCAACCUGUGCCCGCCCAACUGGGCGCAGGACACCAACAACGGCGGCUGGUGCAACCCGCCGCGCACCCACUUCGACCUCGCCAUCCCGGCCUUCAAGAAGAUGGCCGACUGGCAUGCGGGCAUCGUCCCCGUCAUGUACCGAAGGGUGCCGUGCAUGCGCAAGGGCGGGAUCCGGUUCGCGUUCCAGGGGAACCCGCACUGGCUGCUGGUGUACGUCACCAACGUCGGCGGCGCCGGCGACGUCGGGGAGAUGUGGGUGAAGGGCGGUGGCAGCAUGGGGUGGCUGCGCAUGAGCCAUAACUGGGGCGCCUCGUACCAGGCGUUCGGGCAGCUCGGCGGCCAGGCGCUCAGCUUCAAGCUCACCUCCUACACCACCGGGCUGACCAUCGUCGCCGCCGACGCCGCGCCGGCGAGCUGGAGCAUCGGGCUCACGUACCAGGCUCGCGCCAACUUCAAAUAGGAGUCGAAGCGAAGGUCUGGGGCACAGCACACUUGGGUGAUUGCUGCCCUCUACCGUUUUUCGUUACUUCGUUCCUUACUUUCUCUAGGACACCGUCGCGCGUUGCCCCUGUCCAUGUGAACCACGGGGGGUUUGACGCACGCACUGAUAGUGAAAAACUCUGCAGCACGAUCAAAGCAAAAUGUUUGCAGGUUGUAUUGUGCCUAAAAACACCCUAGUUCAAUUAAGAAUUUUCCGUGCAAUCAGAGGUGGCUGGUGGACAGACUAAAGUUGCUACAACCCUAAUAACACCAAGCCACAAGAAUACUGAUUUGUAAAAAUAAACAAACAAAGAUCAAUUCUCCUGACAAGAAAUCGCUUACAGACAAUAAAACUUUGUUGAAGAUGCGUCCCCUUUUUAAAGUCCUACUGUAUUUAGGGUUCAACUGGG
This is a messenger RNA of Triticum aestivum (bread wheat), 1455 nucleotides long. Its product is annotated as putative expansin-A30. Lineage: Eukaryota; Viridiplantae; Streptophyta; Magnoliopsida; Poales; Poaceae. Gene Ontology annotation, biological process: plant-type cell wall organization. The record is from RefSeq and is a predicted model, not a curated record. Gene Ontology annotation, cellular component: extracellular region. The coding region runs from base 246 to 1025 and encodes 259 amino acids. The transcript is spliced from 2 exons.